AGAGGGAAGGAAGGGCGGAGAAGACUCAACUUCUGCCAAUAGAAGGAAACGCUGUCAUUUUUGUAUUAUUAUUAUUUAUUUAUUUAUUUUAUCUCAGUUACAAAACUAUCGGCCUGAUAUCUGCGUCUGUUAUUCACCCUGCGCCGCUGAUCCAACUCUGGAAUUGAUCUGGUGAUAAACAGCAUCUAAUGGGAUUUAAGAGACUCCGUUAUCGAGGCGUAAAGGAGGACUGUCGGUUAUAAUAGCCUAAGAACCGGCGCAAAGUAUAUAAAGCUAUAAAACAGAUCGCAGGUGACCCGAGACGCGAUUUAAUAGUUGCCGUUCUUUUAAACUUCACUUGGCGUCUUAAAAACGCCCAAAACCCGCGUGCGGCGUGAACGGCCCUUAGACAUUUGAGAAAGCUACAAACGUUUGUUUGUUUGUUUUGUGCUCCACCUUAAAGGAAAAGAUAUAUGAUAUUGAUAUUGAAAGCUGUUGUUUAGAGAGGUGCUUUUGCCUCUUCGUGCGCCACGUUUGAAGACCUAACCCAGGCGUAACCGUCAAGUUCCUCUAAACAAGGCUUUGUGGAUGACAACGCAUGAUUGUUUAUGUUUGGUAUGACUUUAUAUGAACCUUUGCACGAAUGCGUUUGUCUUUAAACGGAGUGACUUUCUCUGCCUAAAUGCUGUUGAACGUGGGCAGAAUAAAACCCACUCCUUACAGAAUGCUGGACUAAGGGCACGGAAGAUGGCAUCUGCUAUUUUUGAGGGCACAUCCCUGGUCAACAUGUUCGUGAAGGAUUGUUGGGUUAACGGGAUCCGCAGACUCAUUAUAAAGGGACAGGAAGAGGAGUUCUUUGAGAUAAGGACUGAAUGGUCAGACAGAAAAAUUCUCUACCUACACAGAAGCUAUUCAGACUUGGGAAGACUUUUAAAAAGACUUGUAGGGUGUUUCCCCGAGGAUAGAAGAGAUUUAUCCAAGUCGCCUCUGAUAGAAGGGCUUGUGAAGAUUAAAGAAGUGAGAGACAUUGAGACUAAGCUAAAUGAAGUGGAGAGACUGUUGAAGAACGCCAUUAACUUGCCCUGGAAGUUUUCUAGGUCAGAGGUUGUCUUAACUUUCUUUGAACGUUCGCCGCUCGAUCAAGUCCUGAGGAAUGAUAAUGUCCACAAGAUUCAACCCUGUUUUUCCAAUCCAGUUAUGAUUUCAGAGAUUUUGAGGUCUAAUGGCUUUUGCAUGGCAAACACAGAGACCAUUGUAUUUGAUGAGAGCAUUCCACUGGACAAAGAGAGACCUUCCUCCACUGACUCAGCCCAGCAUUCGUGCGAUGAAGAUGGAAGAGAGUCCCUGGAUCCUGUGGAUCAAGAUCUGAGUGAUGAUGACUUAGAGGCUUACGUCACUAACUUGUCCUACUACCACCUGGUUCCCUUUGAAACAGACAUCCUGGAGUGAUGCACACAAUUCUGCAUGGGCAGAAAUAUAUGGGGGCGCACUGCACCCCACCUCCCCUACUCUGAUAUCUUCUAUCCAGAAAUGGGAAUGCGCUGCAGUUUAGAUGCUUCUGAUGCUUGGUAGGGUUUUUGAUGGCAGUAAGAGAAGGAUAUUAAUAAACAGGCCAAAUACAGAGAUUACCACUAACUUCCUGGAGCAGCUCACUGCUGUCUGUGUUGAGCAGAUUUAAUGGCCUGAGCCCAAAAUGACACUGUACUCACCCACGUGCCUCAUUAUUCAACCAAAAAUCAAGCUGCUGACAAGAAAUCAUAAUAGGAACAAACAUGAGGAAAAAAUUAGAUUGAAUGCUGCUAUUUUUGGGGUACAAAUAUGUGGAGGGCUGGAAUGUUGGCUUUUUAUUUAAAGUCCAGGCUGAAUUAACUUUAGGAGUUGUGGUUAAUUUUGCCUGUUUUCCCAAAGCCCAAUUCCCAGAAAACCUGCCGUUUUUUUUUUCAUUUUUUUUCUCCAGAUACAGUCAAUGCUAUGAGACGUUUUUAGACAACCUGUGACUUUGGUUGGUGUUCUCUUUUCAAAUGCUUCUUUUGCAAAAGAAGAUCAGGAGAAGAAUGUAUAAAGAUGGAAGAUUGGGAUCUUAAUGGAACUCGUUGGAACUUACAGUGUGGAUUCAAACAGACUAUUUCUAUGCUUUGGGGAUUUUGUUUGAGCUUAAUGGGGGAGAAAGUGUUAUUUGGUAAGGAUCCAAACUUCAUUCGUCACUAUGCAACAGCUUGGUUGAUGUGCCAGAGGGCCACAAUCUUGAAUGAGAGCCCCACAGGCCCUGUUCACAACUCCGGAAACAAGAAGCAACUUUCUUCUAAGAAAACAAAUGGCCAUUUUGUGGAGGCAAGCACAACUUGUGUCUGUUUAAUCAUUGUGUGUGUAUGUUUACUUACUGUAAAACAGCAUGUAGAAAAGUUUUCAUAAAGAAAGAUGUGGUCAUGUUUAUGACAGACAAUGGCCACAUCAGCAUAAAACUUUAAAAUGAAAAACAGUCCAUGACUAAACAGUUAUCCAAUCUGUUUCCUUUCCAUGUUGUAGCCAAUGUUGAAAAUGACAAAGAAAAAUGAAAAUUCUGUCAUUAUUUUUUCACUCUCAUAUGGUUCCAGACCCAUAUGACUGGAAGAUAUUAGACAGAAUGUGAGCCUCAGUCACCAUUAACUUUCAUUGGAUGGAAUAAAAUAUGUAAUGAAAGCUAAUGGUAACUGAGGUUAAGAUUGUUGCUAACAUCUUUAAUGUUCCACGGAGUAAGAAAGUCACACAAGUAGGGCCGCUUGUGUUUAGCGGCCCUACUUGUGUGACCCCUAGGGGGUUUAGGGGUCCACGUGAUAUGAGCGUGAAGUGAUUGUCUGUGUUCCGCAACUGCUUUUGGUUCCUUGAAAAACAUAUAACGUGCGAGUAAGGGCAGCCGGUGGACUCUCUGUUGUAAGGGUAAGAUGGUGUCCUCCUAGGGAUUUGGUGCCUUAUGCAGACUGUAUAGUAUGCGUGUAGGGAGCGGCGGUACUGCAUACAAGUUUAGAAGGACAUGAGGGUGAGUAAAUGACAGAAUUUCCAUUUUUCAGUGAACUAUCCCUUUAAAUCCCUCCCUAAAGUGUUUUGAGUGAAUUCUACACAGUGCAUACUAUCUUAUGGUCUUUCGUCUACUGAAGGACUGCGGACAGUAGUUGAACUUUACUCUUUCUUCUGGAAUACAAAGGACAUGCACACACACUUGGCACAAGGCUCCUCACAAGCACACACAUGCAUAAACACACCCCUACUUUGUAAUGCAGACAUUCUGUCCCUGCUACCCGUGAGAAAGUUUUGCUCUUUUUUUUAAUACAGAGAUUUCUGUUGAUUUAUUUUUUUUUGCCCUUUCCUUUGUAAUACAAAGCAGACAAACAUGAAGAAUAUAAAGGAUGCCCUUAUAACUAGAGACUUGAGUUUGAGAUUGUUUUUAUAUACUUUUGCAAACAAACCUAUUUAAAUUAGCAUAUUUUAAAAUGUGCAUAUGUCUCAUUAUUAUGCGAGCCUCAGACAUUGACUGGUCGGCCAUAAAACAUUCCUUUGUAACAUCCUGAAAUAAACUCUCCUGCCUCUUGCACAAAACACCAGAGGCUGCACUUAGAAUGUUUGCACACUAUAAAUGAAUAUUCUCAUAAGUGCUGAUCUGUAAACAAUUUAGAAGUAGACAGCUCUGCCUUCAUCUUGCAUUCAUGCAAGUCGUAUUGAACACAGAUUAAAGCUUGAUUAAAGUACAUGAUUUACAGUAAGACAUGACCAAAUGCAUAGUGCAUAAGAUGUCAAACACAAAAGAUUUUAUUGAAGUGUAUUUUUGAUCACUGAAAAUGUAUUUCAUGAAAUAAAUAUUUGUAUAAGCAUCACAAUGAACAGGUCCUUUUUCACUGUGUUUUCAAUGUUGUAUAAAAUACACAUUUUAUAUACAGCAUUCAUUUAAUGGUUCAUUUGACUGAGGAAAGGAGUACAUCACAUCAUUUAUAUCACUAAUCAUAAUAAUUAAUAUAUUUGAAGUGAAAUGCAAAUUUGUGAAUAAUUUAUAUAAAAC
Messenger RNA from Xyrauchen texanus (razorback sucker), 4009 nucleotides. Its product is annotated as PX domain-containing protein 1-like. Gene Ontology annotation, molecular function: phosphatidylinositol binding. The record is from RefSeq and is a predicted model, not a curated record. The coding region runs from base 607 to 1428 and encodes 273 amino acids. NCBI's taxonomy places the organism in Eukaryota, Metazoa, Chordata, Actinopteri, Cypriniformes, Catostomidae. The transcript has 5 exons.